AUGAACCAGAACCCCGGAGACCAUUGGCGCGGACCUGGAGGUCCUCCUCAGGGUGAGGCACAACCGCAGGGCAGACCCUUUGCCAGUUUCGGUCCUAAUGGGCCGGCGCAACCUCCUCCGCAUGUCUUACCACCGCCGCCCUCGUCUUAUCAUCAACACCACUCGCAGCCUUCUGGAAGUCACAGCCUGUCCAUCGCAGAUUUGACACAGGGCCCUCCAAAUCAUCAGCAACAUCAGUACAACACUCAGCCCCCGCCUCCCCAGCCUCAAGGCCACCCUAUUGGUGGGCCCAUGGGACACACCAUGCCACAGCACUCACCUCCGUACCUCGGCCGCGACAGAGAAAUCAGAGAGCUCCGGGAGCGAGAAAUGAGGGAGCAUGAAAUGAGGGAAAGAGAGAUGCGCGAGCGUAACAACCUCGAGAUGCAAAGACAAAGAGAUGAAAUGAUAAUGCGUGAGCGUGAGGCUCAAGAAAGGGAACAAUUAGAGCGCAUUCACCGAGAACAGCAGCAACAACAGCAGUCGCAGCCGCAGCAACAACGUCCAGUGCAGAGCCAUGCCGGUUCCAUCCCAAUACAUCAGCCCGUAGCCUCCAAAGUCCAGAACUCGAUCCAUGGCCCAAAUGGCCUUCUGGCGAAUGGCGGUCCAGGCGCUUCCGCUGGCGGCAGCCUCUUUAGCGGACCAGGACAACACGAUUCGCAGAGACCGUCUCAAUACAUGCAGCAACCAGUGCCGGCGGCGCCUCCACAACAGGGUCAAUCCUUUAUGCCUGGUCCGUCUCCGAUGCCCGCUCCAGCGCAACUAGCGCACGGCCAGCAGCCCAUCCUGAAUGACGCCUUAAGCUACCUCGACCAAGUCAAAGUACGCUUCAGCGAUCAUCCGGACGUGUAUAACAGGUUCUUGGACAUUAUGAAGGACUUCAAGAGCCAAGCGAUUGACACGCCUGGAGUGAUUGAGCGUGUCUCAAACCUCUUUAAUGGUCAUCCCGCCCUGAUUCAAGGAUUCAACACCUUCCUACCCCCUGGGUACCGUAUAGAAUGCGGGACCGAAGAGAAUCCGGACGCCAUCAGGGUCACCACCCCUAGUGGCACGAUGACCCAAUCCCUCCAGGGUAGGGGUCGCGCACAAUUCGAACCUGCCCCACAACCUGCAGUGGCUCGACAGGACACAUUCGAAAGCCGACAUGGAUGGGGACAGCCUCUCGGUGCUUCACCUGGUGCGAGAUCGGCAGAACUUCCCGGAUAUAAGCCGGGCCCUGGGGAAAGACCUAUGGAUGAAGUUUCGAAUGCAAUCACUCAGCAAGAACAACGCGGCGUCUCAACUCUGCAGAGUGCAGUCACUGCGGUGACAAACGGAGUGACAAGGCCAGCUCUUGCUGUAUCACCUGGGCCAGGUCAAGGCGGGACAUACACUCAGCAGACCGCUGGGUUCGGUACUAAUGCCGGCAUUGGUGAAUUGAAGCGCGGAGGACCAGUUGAAUUCAACCACGCUAUCAGCUACGUGAAUAAAAUAAAGAACCGUUUUGCGCAACAACCAGAGAUUUACAAGCAGUUCCUCGAAAUUUUGCAGACCUACCAAAGAGAGUCGAAACCGAUCCAGGACGUAUACGCUCAAGUCACCCAAUUGUUCAUAUCUGCCCCAGAUCUGCUUGAAGAUUUCAAACAGUUCCUGCCAGAGUCUGCCGCCCAAGGCAAGGCUCAAGCUGCUCGCCUCAUGAAUCAACAAGAAGAGACUAGCAAUGUUCGCGGCGAACCUGGAUAUGCAAGCACCGCCAUUCCCCAGGCUCAAACUCCAAGGCCUGCCUCCAAAAUGCCACCCAUGGGUCAAUUUGAUCCACCUAGCACAAGCAAAGACAACAAAAAGCGGCGUGGGGGCCCUGGAGCCACUCUUUCCAGCCAGCCAGCGGCACAGCCUGCUGUCGAGACCAGUGUCAAUCAAAGUUCACGAGCCGCUCCAGUCCAGGUUGGCAACGCUAGCAAACGCCCAAAACUCACAACUCAGCGUCAGCCCCAACCUGACAUGGUCGUCACCUCACCAACUCUUGUACCCCAGCUCCCUGAACCCCUUCCCCCAUUCCCCAACUCAUCGACCACUCAAGAAGAGCUCGCAUUUUUUGAUCGGGCGAAGAAACAGAUCGGCAAUCGCGCUAGUUAUGCCGAAUUUCUCAAACUCAUCAAUCUGUACUCUCAAGACCUUAUCGACAAGUACACUUUAGGGGACAGAGUCGGCGCUUUUAUUGGCGGCAACCUCGAUCUGAUGAAUUGGUUCAAAAACUUCCUCGGUAUUGAGGAUCAAGAGGAGGUGAUCGAAGCGCGUGUGCGGCCCGACCCUGGUCGAGUCAAUCUCUCUCAUUGCCGUGCUCUCGGACCAAGCUAUCGUCACCUGCCUAAGCGCGACCAGGACAAACCUUGUAAGGGCCGAGACGGGAUGUGUUAUGAAGUCCUCAAUGACGUCUGGGCUUCUCACCCAACUUGGGCUUCUGAGGAUUCGGGCUUUGUCGCACACCGCAAGAAUCAAUACGAGGAAGCUUUGCAUCGGAUUGAAGAAGAGCGCCAUGACUACGACUUCCACAUCGAGUCAUGCCAGCGGACUAUCCAACUCAUGGAGCCCAUUGUACAGCAGAUCGGAGUCAUGAGCGAGGCGGACAGAGCCGCUUUCGUCCUAGCACCGGGGUUGGGUGGCGCAAGCGAAGCCAUUCCCAAGCGCAUCGUCAUGAAGGUCUACGGCCGUGAAGCCGGCGCUACGGUCAUGAAAGAAAUGUUCGCACGCCCCACCUCCGUGCUGCCGAUUGUUCUUGCAAGACUCAAACAGAAGCUUGAAGAAUGGAAGCAGGUGCAACGGGAAUGGGAAAAAGUUUGGCGCGACCAGAUCCACAAACAAUUCUGGAGAAGCCUUGACCAUCAAGGAAUCAAUGCCAAAAAUCUCGACAAGAAGAACUUCCAACAAAAAGCCUUGACAAGCGAGAUACAAGCUAAAUACGAAGAAUCAAAGAAGGAUCGCGACAAUGGCAUUGUUGGAAAGAGGCAUCAACUCCAAUACAAUUUCAAUGACUUGGAGGUCAUCGCCGAUGCGACGCGUUUGAUACUGGUGUCGUUGGAUUCAGACCGACAACAAACCUUUAACGGCGGGGAGCAAGAACGCAUUAGGGGAUGGUUGCUUGAUUUCCUCAUUCGGUUCUACGGUCUUGAUGGCGACAAAUUCGUGGAGCAAAUUGAUUUUACAUCAAUACGACAGCAUCACGAGCAAGACGAUGCUGCUGAUGGCCAUGAUAGUGAUGCUCACCCACCCGCCAAGGGUAAGCACCCACGCAAGUCGGACUGGCUUAGGAGGUUGGCGCUUGAUAGAAGACACCGCAAGGAAGACAGUAUUGCUUCAGCAAGCAAAGAGUCGACGCCAGCGCCAGGUGCCAGCAGCGAGAUGGAGAUCGACGAAGACGCCCCAGUUUCCGAUGUUCCUGAUGAGCCUCAACAGCCGUGGAUAAAUGUCGCUAACAGCGAUACAUCCGCCCGCCACCUUGCCAUGGACGAGACAUAUCCUCACACAACGUUCAACCUCUAUGCCAACGCCAAUAUCUAUUGCUUCUUCAGAUUGUUUGAGAUGCUGUACAGCAGGUUGCUGGCGAUCAAGCUCAACGAAGCUAAUGUUCAAGAAGCCGUUGCGAGACAUAAGGGCACCAAAGGCAAGAUCAAGCCAGCCAUCGAACUCCGCAUGAUCGACAAAGGACCAGACUAUUUCUUCUACAGCAUUGAAGGAAAGCAGAAUUACUAUCAGCAGAUCUUGCAACUGUGCCAGGAGGUGUUGGUGGGCACUGUCGACCUCGCUCACCUUGAAGAGACACUGAGGCGGUACUACAACAAGAGUGGCUGGCAGCUCUACACGAUCGAUAGGCUUGUCUCGGCUAUUCUUCGAUUCAUUAUGAACAUCUUGGGCGGGGAUGCUAAGGACAAGAGUGUGGAGAUUACUAACCUCUUUCUCCGAGACCGAGAGCGCCCAGAUACGACCCGCAAGCAGGAAAUUCAGUAUCGGAAGCAGGUUGAACGAUUGUCCAAGGACGCUGAGGUGUAUCGCAUCAGCUACACUCCUGAAGAUCGGCUUUGCACCAUACGGCUAUUCCCAUCGGAAGACGCUACUUUCGACAGUGACUCGCUUUCAGACGAAGCCCGAUGGCAAUACUACAUCGCGUCUUACACCAUGACAGACGCAACUGAAGGUGUCGAUCAGUCACGGAUGCACAAUCCCUACCUGCGACGCAACAUUGCCCCCCAGAACGCGAACAUCGAAGCCGCAUAUCAAGAAGUGUACGGCAACCUUGACCACUUCGAUGAGCAGACCGCCUUCAUCAGUCCUGAUUCCUACAAGCUUUUGCUGCAAGGCGAUUUCGAAUUCUUUCGGCGCAGCGCGCUUGAGACACCGCUGAGAAAAGCAUAUGAACGGGGCAAAAUCGAGGAAAGCGAGAGAUUCAGGGAAAAGUUUGUGCGGAACACAGCGUGGAUGAGGGACCAGAGAGCCGAGGAUGUCGAGCGCAAGAAAGCUGCAUGGGAAAGAGGAGUCAAGGAGGGAUUCAGCGGCUAUGACAUUUGA
This is a messenger RNA of Fonsecaea multimorphosa CBS 102226, 4581 nucleotides long. RefSeq lists its product as uncharacterized. The transcript has 5 exons. Gene Ontology annotation, cellular component: Sin3-type complex; chromatin. Gene Ontology annotation, molecular function: transcription corepressor activity. The record is from RefSeq and is a predicted model, not a curated record. Lineage: Eukaryota; Fungi; Ascomycota; Eurotiomycetes; Chaetothyriales; Herpotrichiellaceae. Gene Ontology annotation, biological process: negative regulation of transcription by RNA polymerase II. The coding region runs from base 1 to 4581 and encodes 1526 amino acids.